UUCAAAUAUUGUUUUAUUUACAGAUAAGUCUGUAGUUAGUGGAUUGACUUGAAUAGCCUAAUUAAGCCACAAUGGUUGAUUCUGAUAAAGUUUUAUGGUGUUUAAAAAACGGAGAAUUGGACGAACUCAAGAGUCAAUUAAGUAAACCAAAAGUGUGUGUUGAUGAUGUCUCACUUACAAAUAAUAAGAUGCCAGCGAUAAUAUGCGCAGCAGAUUAUGGUCAAACAGAUAUUGUCAACUAUCUCAUCGAAAAAGGUGCAAAUGUAAAUAUAGUUGAUAAGAAGACAUCAAUCACCCCUUUGCUUGCUGCUAUUUGGGAAGGUCACACUUCAACAGUGGAACUACUUCUAAAAAAGGGGGCGAAAAAUAAAGGAAUGAAGUCUCCUGGCGGAAAAAGUUACAUAGAUGAAGCAGACAAUAAAAAAAUCAAAGAGUUGUUGGAUAAAUAUUCUAACAAUUGAAGAUCGAAAUUCAUAUUUUUGUUUUAUAGCAUUUGAACUGCAAUGACUAAGUGCAGCCAUCAAAACUUGUUUUAAACCUUUAACAAUUAUGCAUAGCUUGAUAAUAUUUACCAGAUUGUUAGUCUUGGUUGCAAUUAAGUCCUAUUCAAGAAUGAAAUGCAUAUAAAGUUAGUUGUUGUUUUUUUCCAGAGAUCAUAUUAUGCCAUUCCAUUAAUUACUAAUCAGUAAUAGGAAUAAUUGGUAUUCUUGAUAACUAAAAUAAAAUUCUAUAUUAUUAUUAUAUAAACAUUUUUAACACUGUUAGUCUGUUACCUUGGUUUGCCAACAUGAUCAUCUACGAAAGAAAAAUUCCUACGAUAGUUUUUUUUUUUAAUUAGAAUUGUUUUUUGUUGUCAUUAUUGGCCAAUGUGUUCCUCUGAUGCAACUAAACAUUUAUUAUAUGGAUUUAGGCAGCAGAAAUCAACCGAAAUUAAAUUAAUUCCUUUUUGUGUUAAACUUGCUUUUUUAUCAGCCCAAUUAUAAUGAAGUUGUAGCUAGUUGCAAGCGCAAUUGAUGGAUACAAAACUAUUUCAGAAGAGAUAUCUCUGGAAUGGCUUAUUCCUAGAUAUAUUAGAUAUAUAUAUAAAUACGGUAAAUAUUUUGCAUCUUGUUUCAUUUGUAACUUCUAUGAGUUCCAAAACUAAAUAUUCCAUCAAUUUCCUAUUUUUCUUCAUUCCUUUUCACAACAUAUCGUACAAUCUGCCAUAUAAUGAUUCAAUUCGCCACCAUCAUGUAACAGAGUAUGAAUAUGCAUAUUAGUGCCAAUAAAGCCAUAUUUUUGUUUAUCAUAUAUUAUAUACCGGUAUAUGAUAUCAUAUAUUUGGCUUUGCUCAACUGACCCUGAGAAUAAGGUAAUUUAAGUUGAAAUUGGCAUUUAAAACACUUAUAAUUGACAGUGAACAUGUGUAAUGUAUUAUGGUAUGGUAAGCUGAUAUAUUUAGUUCCAUGAAUUGUGAUUAAAUGUGGUAUGCGAUAUUUGUUGUGCAUGAAGCAACCUUAUUACAGGUUUAAACUAUACAAAAAAUUUUUUGUUGAAAGUUUUGGAGAUUAUUCACUAUAGGAUUCCCAUAAAUAAUUUGCGAAUUUCCAAAAUACUGCUGUGGCAUAGUAAUUUCACAUAUAUAACAUUUUAUCAAUCUAAGACUGAAUAGUAAAAUGUUCAGUUAAAAUAGGCCAACCGGGACAAAAUAGGAAUCCCUCUAAUUGUUUAAAAUAAAUGAGGUAGCCUAUUCUACAAUAUUCGUGUAAUUUCAUAACUGUGUCAAAUGCUUUAACAUAUUGUACAAAUUAUACCAUCGCUUUCUUAAAUGUUAAAAUGAUUAUUUGCUUUUUGAUUGAUUAAUAUUAAUACUAUCUGAUAAUGGCUUCUAAUAAACUUUUCUUUGAAAUUGAAA
Styela clava is the source of this 1894-nucleotide messenger RNA. RefSeq names its product myotrophin homolog. Gene Ontology annotation, molecular function: protein binding. The record is from RefSeq and is a predicted model, not a curated record. Lineage: Eukaryota; Metazoa; Chordata; Ascidiacea; Stolidobranchia; Styelidae.